This is a messenger RNA of Dracunculus medinensis (Guinea worm), 837 nucleotides long. NCBI's taxonomy places the organism in Eukaryota, Metazoa, Nematoda, Chromadorea, Rhabditida, Dracunculidae. The record is from the annotation of a GenBank genome assembly.
UUGGAAGGCGAUUCACUUCGUGAAGAACCUGAACCACCCAGCACCGAGGGAAUCGAUUACGCUCGGGCAGCUUCGUGGGCAGGUAGCUCAAUAGGUGAUGUAUUAUCUGAUGAAAAGGGCCGUCAACUUUUACGUGUAUUUUUGCACGAUGCGUUGGCAGAAGAAAAUUUAAGCUUCGUUGAAUCAAUUGAAAAAUUGCACCGUAUGAAUGAUCCAGCUGAAAAGAAGAAAUAUAUAGAACAAUUUCUAAGUGAAUGUUCACCAUAUAUUAAUAUCAGUAGUGCUCAGAUUAAAUCAGCAGCAACAUCAGAUGAUCCAGAUCCAGCUGCAUUCAAUUUGGCCGUUAAAGAAGUUAAACGCCUUCUAGAGAAUGAUCAAUUUCCGCGAUUUAAGCGGUCCGAAGUUUAUAUAAACUAUCUAGAAAAACUUUUACCAAGAUCUCAUGCUGAAAGAUGGGCAACAAAUUUUGAAGCUUUGCUUGGAAAUCAGAUUGGGCGGCAUUACUUUCGACUUUUCCUACGAGGAAUUCAUGCUGAAGAAAAUUUACGCUUCUGGGAAGCUGUGGUUGAAUUUAAGCAAAUGAAAAAUAAAACUCCUGCGAUGAUAAAUCUUGGAAGGACCAUUGUUCAGCAGUAUUUAGCUGAAGGAACUCACAAUGAAGUUUUUUUACCAUUUGGCUUACGUCAAUCAAUCGAGAAAAAGUUUAGCGACAAUGAAGUCGAUAAAACACUAUUUGAUGAGGCAGUAAAACAUAUUGAGCAAGUUCUUAAAAACGAUCCGUAUAUCCGUUUUCUACAGUCGAAGGAAUACCUCGGUUUGCUGGAAAAACUGAAAUAA